AUCUAAGAGAGAGAAACCCGAAUAUAUUCGGAUCCUGUAACCUGGUAUUCUGGAAAUUACAAUUAGGUUCGCAAACUCCAAUUUCAUCUUCCCAGUUUCAUUCAUUAAAAAGGAAAAUUUAGAGAGAGAAGCAACAAUGGCGAUGACUCUUGCUAAACUCAGAUCCGGCGUUCAAUCUGCCAUCCGCGCUGGUCGUUCCUCCGAUCUCACCAAGCGCCCCUUCUCUUCUUCCACCCACCACGACGUUGCCUACGAGGCUAAAGAGGCAUCAAAAUGGGAGAAAAUUACUUACCUUGGAAUAAUUAGUUGCACAACCUUGGCAAUCUACCAACUUUCCAAGCCUCAUCAUCACUUUCCAGAGCCUCCUGCAUACCCUUACAUGCACAUUCGCAACAAGGAGUUCCCAUGGGGACCUGAUGGGCUCUUUGAGGUGAAGGAACAUCAUUAAUCAUGCCGGUUUGCUCUUACCAUUUCAUGUUAUUGUCAUUGGAUCAAUCUCGUCUUUGGAAGAUGAAUUUUCUACUUCAAUGUUUUUCACAGUGCUCAAGCACGCAAAGUUCUUUGUCGAGAUGAAUGUAUGGACCGUUUGUGGGAGGGUAUUGGUCUUUUGUGAUUUGGACAUGCCUUUUGACUGUAAUUCUUCAAAUAAAAUGUGGUUAAUACUUUGAUAUGCAUUCCUUAGUAUUCAUAGUUUGUGCUUUUGUUCGAGGUCCUUUUUUAAAUCCAGCACGAUAUUUUCUUUCA
This is a messenger RNA of Chenopodium quinoa (quinoa), 744 nucleotides long. Its product is annotated as cytochrome c oxidase subunit 6a, mitochondrial-like. The transcript is spliced from 4 exons. Gene Ontology annotation, biological process: mitochondrial electron transport, cytochrome c to oxygen. Gene Ontology annotation, molecular function: enzyme regulator activity. Bases 137 to 448 code for a protein of 103 amino acids. NCBI's taxonomy places the organism in Eukaryota, Viridiplantae, Streptophyta, Magnoliopsida, Caryophyllales, Amaranthaceae. The record is from RefSeq and is a predicted model, not a curated record. Gene Ontology annotation, cellular component: mitochondrial inner membrane.